This is a messenger RNA of Aspergillus vadensis CBS 113365, 1428 nucleotides long. RefSeq names its product DMT family transporter. The coding region runs from base 1 to 1428 and encodes 475 amino acids. Lineage: Eukaryota; Fungi; Ascomycota; Eurotiomycetes; Eurotiales; Aspergillaceae. The record is from RefSeq and is a predicted model, not a curated record. Gene Ontology annotation, cellular component: membrane. The transcript is spliced from 2 exons.
AUGUCUCUGAAUCCGUCUGACGCAAGGGGCGUCAACUCGACCGCGGGUGAAGAAACUCAGCAACAAUAUGUAACUUUACUACCGGCUCAGAACAAUCAGCUUGAUGAACAGCAGCACGUUGUCUAUUCGGAGCAGACGCCACUGCUUCAUUCGGGACAUGGGCAUGUUUCUGCUUCUGCUUCUUCAACAAUGCAACACUGCUCAACUCAGCCAUGGUGGAAGACGGCGCAGCAGGUAUCCUGCGAUGUCUGGCUGCAGGGUAAGGGCAUGAUCCUGGUCAUGUUCGCGCAGUUCUUUGGUGCGUCGAUGAAUGUCAUGACGCAGGUUUUGGAAAUCAAGGGUCGUGAUGGGAAGGGGUUUCAUCCGUUUCAGAUCCUGUUCGCCCGCAUGUCUAUCACUGUUCUCGCUAGUUACCUCUACAUGUGGUACGCGCGAGUACCACAUCCGUUCGGAACGCGCGAAACCUUUACUCUGCUGAUGCUGCGCGCUGGAGGUGGAUUCUUCGGCGUCUACGGGCUCUACUACUCCGUUCAGUAUUUGCCGCUCUCCGAGGCGACCGUGGUGACUUUCCUCGCGCCGAUCCUGAGCUGCUAUGCUUGCUCGCUCUUGAUCCCCAACGAGACCUUCACGCGCAAGCAGCAACUUGCCGGACUGGUCUCGCUGGCGGGUGUCGUUCUCAUCGCUCGGCCGUUCCCGUUCAUGCGGUCGGGCGCCGACUCCGAAGAACCGGAGCAAGGCGAUAAGCCCGGUGCCACCGAUAGCUACCACCACGUGCUGGCCAUCGUGGUGGCUACGUUCGGAGUGCUGGGAGCCUCGUGUGCGUACACCACGAUCCGGAUGAUCGGACAGCGCUGUCACCCGCUCGUCUCAGUGACUUACUUUUCCUCAUUCACGACGGUCGUAGCUACACUGGCGAUGCUGGUCAUGCCCUCGGUUCCGCUGGAGCUGCCGGGAACGCUGUGGGAAUGGACGCUGCUUCUUGGGCUGGGUGUUAGCGGAUUCUUGCUGCAGUUCCUGCUCACGGCAGGUCUGGCGUAUGUGCCGCCAGUGCGGAAGACCAAGCCCAAGACUUCGGUGAACUGGGAUCGGGACUAUGGUACGCGCGAUGAGGAGGAGGAAGCAUCAGCAAAGCCAACAUCGUCUGGGUCGCGGGCUACUUUCAUGCUGUACACGCAAAUGCUGUUUGCCGUGUUCUACGACCGGGCGAUCUGGGGUAGUACGUUGUCGGCGGUGAGCUGGGCGGGAUCGGCGCUGAUCCUGGUGAGCGCGAUGUAUGUGGCCAUGGCGCGAGAGGGCGCAAAGGGAACCGCAUCCGAGGAGAAGGAGGGAGGAGAUCAAGAGGGCACGGACGAGAACCGGGCUGGAGUGGCUGCAGAAGCGCGUCUGGAGGAGGGCGGGGAAAGACAACAGAGCGGGGGUCGCGCAUGA